Molecule: messenger RNA, 2085 nt
Organism: Fonsecaea nubica
Lineage: Eukaryota; Fungi; Ascomycota; Eurotiomycetes; Chaetothyriales; Herpotrichiellaceae
Exons: 3
Coding region: 1-2085 (694 amino acids)
Biological process (GO): regulation of DNA-templated transcription; DNA-templated transcription
Cellular component (GO): nucleus
Molecular function (GO): DNA-binding transcription factor activity, RNA polymerase II-specific; zinc ion binding; transcription cis-regulatory region binding
Source: RefSeq, a predicted model, not a curated record
AUGGAACCCUCUGACGAACACGAAAUCCACAGUGACGGCAGCGAAGAGAGCGACGAUGCCACUGCGCCCAAAGCUCGAACUGUCCGGUCCAGUCGAGCAUGUAUAACCUGCAGACGGAUGAAAACAAGAUGCGAGAUCGACGAAGCACUGGGCAAUGCCUGCAAAUUGUGCAUACGAGCCCGUCGACAAUGUAUCAUGCAGGAUGUACCGCGACGAAGGAAAAGAAGGACCACCGACCGAGUUGCCGAUCUGGAGCAGAAAAUCAAUGUUUUGACUGCGCUUCUGACUUCUAAUGAGACAACCAGUCCUGAAGAUCAUAAGAAACUAGCCAGUGUCCGUGACACUUUGACCGGAACCUCAACAAACGACCCGCAGACAUCAGCCGAACCCGACAAGUCCCUCAUUACGGAUGCCUUAUCUCGCGGUUUGCUCGACUGGGAUACUGCCCGCAAGGCUUUUGACCGAUAUAAGAAUGAAAUGUGUCGGUACUUCCCAUUUGUGGUCUUUGGGUCUGAUGUCGAUGCCGAGACAGUCAAACAGCAACAGCCACUCUUGUUUUUCGCUGUGAUUACAGUUGGCCUUGGUUCGAUGCAUACCACAGUGGAUGCAGAGCUAUGCGACAUGCUCAUCAAAGAUCUAGCCCUGCGUGUCGUGUACAACGGUGAACGAUCUCUAGAGCUUGUUCAGACUCUAAUCGUUCAUAUCGUGUUCUACAGCAGGGCCAAAAAUAUGCGAGAUCUCAAUUUCAACCAGAUGGUGCAUAUUGCCAGCACAAUGGCGCUUGACAUCGGUUUAGGCCGACGGCCCCAUAAAUCAACGUUGAAGCAAAGAACAGAUCCUCAUCAACUAGAAUCCCUCGCAGGCCGAAGGGCAUGGUUGGGCUGCUAUUAUAUGGGCACGAGUGUCUCAAUGUCACUUCGCCACCCCGCCUUCGUCCGCUGGUCCGUGUACACCGAGGAAUGCCUGGAUGUCCUCUCUGCUGAGGAGCGUGUCUUACCAAGCGACAUGUGGCUGUGCGACUUGAUACGUAUUCAACGCAUUGCAGAAGAUGCCUCAGUCACAUUUUCCAUGGACGACCCGGGUGCAAUUGUGACACUCCGCGACGUCAAGAUUCAGUAUCAGAUACGAGCCUUUCGUCAACAAUUGGACUACUGGCGUCGCCAUGCCAAAACAGAUUUGAGCCUGCACUACGUCCGCCAUGUUGCCGCGUAUACCGAUCUCUUCAUCCACGAAAUCGCCCUGCAUCCGGAACAUGACAUUGACGACCUACGUUCACCACUCCGGGCGGCGCCUCCGCUCCCUAUUCCAGCAGUCGAGAGUAUGACAUCAAAAUUCAAAGACCUACAUUUCAUCCCCGCUAGAGUCGAAGCAUUGUUUGCCUGCCUUGCUGCAAUUCACGAAUGCUUUGACGCAUUUCUCUCCAUGGACUUGGCUAUCCUUUGCAGCUUGCCCAACGUUUUCUUUGUUCGCACAGGUUACGCAGCUCGAGCACUUCGCAAAUUACUCAGUAUAUGUGAUAGCCAGGCAGAGUUCGAAGGGAGGUCCCAUAUCGACGUUCGAGAUUUGAAAUUUGAAGAGUACUUGACUUCCAUCGUCGAUGUACUCAGGAGGGUCUAUGCUCAAAACAACUCUGUUGUGGCGAGAGCGUUCUGCUUGGUCCUCUCGCAGAUUCAGACACAAGGACUAAAUUCAUCCAGAUUGCUUGCUGCGAUGGCGCAAGCGGACCCUGCUGCAAGUAACAAAGCCAGAGCCGCACUAACUCCCGCCUCUUCAAUGCCGCCAGAUGAACGCGUUGGCCUUCCUUGCAUACGUGCCCAUGAGAGCCAACAAUCACACGGAACAGAUUCUCUUGUGUAUGAUUCUAGUAACCUGAACAGUGUACCUCCAGCACCACUGCACCAUGAACAGACUCCGCUGGAUGCACAGACUCAAUCACAAAAUUCACAGAUGCUGGAGAAUGAUAUGGACGACGCCUUCAUGGGCGGUAUUGAUGUUUUGCAGUGGUUCGGACAGGACUUGGCCUUUGAUGAUACCGCCGGGUAUGACUAUGACAAUCAACUCACGUCUCUGUAUUGGCAACAAUAA